AUGGCGGCGAUGGAGGUGGAUAUCAAGAAGGUGGCACCAUCGGGGGAGAACGAUAUGUGCUCGCCGGCAGUGAAAACCAGGGGCGGGGGCGGUGACGGGCUGCGGCAGUAUUACCUGCAGCAUAUACACGAUCUGCAGCUCCAGGUCCGCCAGAAGAAUCAUAAUCUCAAUCGCCUUGAAGCACAGCGCAACGAUCUCAAUUCCCGAGGUUUGUACUAAUAACUUGUUCGCUACAAACCUAGUUCUAUGCACCUGUCUACCGGUUGUUGUGCAGCUCGUACCGUCACAUAUUCCAUAAUGGCACCCAACUUGAAUUGAUAUUUUUUCUUUGUCUAAAUCUGUCUGAAAUGUGUCUCUCUCGAAGAUAAAACCCUGUUCGACGUCGUUCCUGUUCUUUAUUUCUGUCCAUCUGUUUUUGGAAAGUGGCUAUUAUUAGCCAGGGAACACUAACCCUUAUCUUCCAUGUAAAUUUUUUUCCAUUAAAAACAAUUGAUGUUCUCUAUCCUCUAUCUUCAAUUUUUUUAGAUGACAGCUCCACACCUACUCAUCUUGGCCGCCCUACCUGUGAACCGGCUUGUUUUGAUAAUAUCAUAUUUCAUUUAUUCUGGUACUGCAAUUUUUACGAGAUCCUAGGCCAUAUUCCAUCUUAAAACUCGCUCUACAUUUAUGUGGGAUUAGGUCUUGUCUCUAGGAGAAAAAAGAUGUGCCUCUUAUUCACCGGAAGUGAAUCUUCAGUUGUGAUGGGUUGUUGUAUGGAUACUUGUCAUUUAAAAAGGAGUGAUUGAUGUGGUCCAAGGCUUCCUUUUCCUCAGCAUGAAGUUGAAUUGACACCUGGUCGUGAACGAGGAUCAUGAAACUGCGGGCUAUGUUUGGGGACUGGAUGAAACCCCCCCCUCAGAUUCCUAAUGAAGAUUUGGAUCUUGGAGCCUUUUAUAGGACUGCCAGCUUGUGAUCGGUUAGCAACUAUCAUUGCCAAUAUUCGGACCAGUUGCAAGAAAAUUAUAUCUUUGAUGUCCUCCCACUGAGUUUAUGGUGAAUAUUUUGACAGAAAGUGCAUGUCAAAGGGAGGAUAGGUUUAUAUCUUGUACACAUGAGUGGUUCCUUUUUUUUGUAUAAAUCUUCUUUAGGAACGACCAUAGCUAUGAACCUAUAAAAGUUGUGGAGCGUACCUGUUGUAGGAAGAAGUUGUUUUUUGGCGACGAAAGUGUCUGAUUUGAUAUGGUUGCGUUAUUUUUCUCCAAUUCAUCCCUAAUGAAACUUUAAGACGCCAAAAAAUCGUGAGUUUUUGUGGUAUUAUUUAUGCUUUUGCGUUGGUCCUGAUCGUGAGUUUUGUGUGGAUUGUAUUAUUUGGUGAUGUUGGUAAUAUCUGUCUAAAAAUCUAAUUGGAUGAAGUAAAUAAUAAUAAAUCUAGAAGACCCCAUAUCUUUUGAGACAUUCUGAAUCAACAUAUAAUUUGUGUUUCUCGUGUGUUUCCAUCAACAUCUAGUGCCACUUACUUCCUGCUUCUCUGUGAAUUUCGAGAAGCAAAUGAAGUUCUGAUAAGAUCCCAGAUCAAAGAACUACGAAUAAUUCGUAUUAGAUGAAAACAGUCUCUAGAACGGAAAUAAAUAAAGAUAAAGAACAGUAGAAGAACCCAGAACAGAUAGGAAGGUCGCAUACAACCCUCCAAACCUUCUUGUAGAUCCAUGAGAUACUAACACUGGUUUUCCUUCCUGCCCUUCCUUCCUGCCUCCUCUCGUCCUUAUAUCCUGUCCUCUUCCCUUUGCCUUAUUUAGGUAGUUAUUCCUCUUGCCAUAACUAUACUGCUGCUUGCCAUAACUACUCUCUGUCAUAACUGCUCCUUCCCUCAGUGAUGCUGACCUGUCUUAUUGGGCUUGGGCCUUCUUCCUUCUAGAAUAUAUGCAUGGAGGCUUAUCAAUACUCCCUCCCAUGAGCUUCACUCUGUUCUCAAGGUGGAAGCCUGGAAAGUGCUGGUGGAUUGAUGAAGCUAGUUCCCAUGUGGCUGGUCGAUGUGCUCCUUGAUGAAUGUCUGAGAGAAAUUGGGCAGAGCCAAAACUAGUCUGGAAGUUAUUGCCACCUUCAAUUUAUUGAAGGCCUCUUGAGCAUCAGAUUCCCAACGAAAAUAUUUUUUCCUUAGCAAUCGAGUCAAGGGUAAUGAUAAGGUUGCAUAACAUUUGACAAAUAUGUGAUAAUAGUCGGUCAGUCCUAAGAAUCCUUGUAAUGCUUUCAAAUUCUUAGGAGUAGGCCAGUCCCAUAUGGCUGAAUUUUUUCUUUUAUCCAUAAAUACUCUUGCAGAAAUCCAGUGGCCAAGGUAUUCUAAUUGAGGUUGUUGGAAUUGACAUUUUUUGGUAUUCAUAUAAAGACUAUUAACUAUGAGUAGAAGGAAGACAUUAUCCAGAUGUUCAUCAUGUUCCUUCUGAAUCUUGUUAUGCACCAGGAUAUCAUCAAAAAAUACCAAUACGGUCUGAAUAUAUCAUUUAGUAAAUACGAAAAUGUGCCUGGGGAAUUAGAGAACCCAAAUGGCAUAACCUUGAAUUCAUAGUAACCUUGCAUUCCUAGUAUGACAUAUGUACUGCUCAGAUCCAGGGGAAAGAAGUCUUGAAUAAUUUGGAGAUCUUGGAUCUUUAGUGGAUUGUAAUGACAUAUCUCAUGACCAUGCACUGUAUGCCCAUUGCCCAUCACAAUAUCAUAGCUGUGGAAUUUGUUGACAUGUAAGGAUAGCCCUUCCUGUAGUUUGUUACAGAAAAAAUUGUGAGUAGCACUUGUGUCUAUAAGAUCGUGACGUGUUUAUCUUGCAUGAUGUCAUUGACCUUCAUAGUUCUGUGGUGAAUCAAUCCCAUGAUAGAAUUUAAUGAGACAUGGGUUGUAAAUAAAGUAUCUUCCUCUUGUGAACAGUGCUCAAGUGGAGCCCAGUCUUCCUCCUGUAAGUCUACUUGGGACUUCUCCUCCUUGUUCCUUCAUUCUUGUAGUACAGCUUCUAUCAACUAGAUCUGUCUUUGACUUCCCCUAUUAUUGCUCAGAUUUCGUGGAAUGUAUUUGGACGUCACGUCUUUAUUGGAGGCACUAGCUGAUGUCACUUGAGUUUUCUCCAAGUUCAAUUACUCAUUUUUGAAAGUAGAUGUCAGAGGAGUUCUUUGCUGUUGCAGAUUAUAAGCAGCUGUGACAUGUUUCUGUGGUCUUGGUUGUUCUUGCUUCCAUGCUUGCCAUAGCAUACGGAUAUGAGCUUCGGCUUGUACUGAAAUAUCUAGAAUUUCACGCAACCCAAUAGGCUUGGACAGAUAACUCUGAUUGGAUCUCAAGUUUGAGUCCUUUCAAAUAUGUAUGCUCUAGUAUUUCUGUUGGUAUGUUCGGAAGAUAGGUUGAGAGCCAUUCAAACUCUGCCCUAUACUCUAGUAUUGAACUCUCUUGUUUCAGGUUCACAAGUUUCUGAUGCGUGUUGCUAGAUCCUGAUGAACCAAAUCAACCAUUAAGUUGGAUUUUAAAAUCAUACCAGUCAUGGAACAGAAAGCGAUCUUCCAUCGACAGAUAGCAAUCUAAGGCAUCACCUUCCAUGCUCAGCAUUAUUAAUUCUAGACAUUUGUGUUCUUGCAUGUGGUUAAUACGAAAAUACAUCUAAGCCUGCCGCAACUAUCCAUCUGGAGUAUCACCAUUGAAGUUUGGAAGCUCAGUUUGACAAUUGGGCUUGUAAAUGCCCUCCCUUUGCUGUAGAUUUUGAAGUGGUUGUGGUUCUAGUUGUCUCUGAGUCUGCUCUUGUGGAGUUUCAUGUGGCAGGCGUGUCACCAAAAUUAUUAGUUGUUGGGUAAAUUGUUGUAGUAUUUCAUCAGUACCCUUGUUGUCUUCUUUAAGAGCUUCGAUAUCAGCUUCAAGAGAUUCCAUCCUCACAAUAGUGAGCCCUUUAAUCAUACAGGAAUAGCCCAGUUUGGCUUUGAUACUAGUUGAUAAGAUCCCAGAUCAAAAAACUACGAAUAAUUCGUAUUAGAUGAAAAACAGUCUCUAGAACAGAAAUAAACAAAGAACAGAUGGGAGCGUUGCAUACAACCCUCCAAACCUUCUCAUAGAUCCACGAGAUAUUAACACCGAUUUCCCUUCCUCCCCUUCCAUCCUGCCUCCUCUCAUCUUUAUUUCCUGUCCUGUUCCCUUCGCCUUAUUUAGGCAGUUAUUCUCUUGCCAUAACUGCACUGCUCCUUGCCAUAAUUGCUCCCUGUAAUAACUGCUCCUUCCCUCAGUAUCGUUACUGUCUUAUUGGACUUGGGCCUUCUUCCUCCUAGAAUAUGUGCGUGGAGGUUUAUCAAGUUCCUUGUUGUUCCAGGGUUUUACUGUUAUGUCAGUCUUGUCAAUUCCCUUCUAAUCUGUGCUGUCAGUCUAGCGUGUUGUCAUUGGGUGUGUUUCUAAAUGGUGAGUAAGAUUUUGUUUUUUUACUUGUGUCACAUUUAUUUUAUUCUCUCUCUCUAACUCUACUAUCAUCAGGCUUUUUAAUUAGUUCAUAGCUUGAUAUAUAAGACUGCACAAUGGAGUGAAGAAAAUUAGUGAAGAAACUGGGCUAAGUAUAAUACCUUUUUUUUCCCUCGUGUAGCGACCUCAUUAUGCCUCAUGGGCAACUUGUGUACAUUCACAAUUGGGAGGAGUUUUAUGUCUCCCAUAAGCAUACUUGGUUAAGGAAAUCUGGUAGUAGUGGAUGAAUGGAAUUGGCAAAGAGCAAAUUGGAUGUCGUAGGAUAGGCUGACAUCACUAUCUCGUGGAAUAGAGAAGAAUAUUGGUUUAAAGUUAAAUCCUGGUGUCCUUUCAAUUCCCAAUUAUUUUUUUUCUAUCGCUUAAUACUUGAAGUAUGAAAAGUUCUGGCUAAUUCUCGUUUUUUUUUUUUUUUUUGGGAUUUUCAUCUAUCCGUGAUAAUUAUUUUAGGCCUAUCCUCUCUCUAGAUUGCAUCUUUGUUUCAAUGUUUUCUAGUUUUUCCUGGAAAUGAUUUCCAGUUAUAUAUAACAUUUUUCAUUCUAAAAUGGCCUGAUUCUUGUUUGGAAGUCUUAAUUAACGGAAAAAGUUCCAUGGAUUGAUCAGUGAGAAUGUUGCGGGAGGAAUUGUUGCUGCUUCAAGAACCUGGAUCAUACGUUGGUGAAGUGGUGAAAGUAAUGGGAAAAUCAAAGGUCUUAGUGAAGGUAAUUGCCAAGCUCAGAUGUCCUUCUGAGGAACUCGUGUUUAUUUAUUCUCUUGCCAGUUGUGCUAGUGUUCCAGCACUACUUUACAUGUUUAUUUCGUUUAAUCCAGAACGACGAUUUUCAUUUAUCUAUUCGUUUUCAAUAGCGCUAGUCAACGGUUAGAAGGAAGGUGUCAUCCCGAGUACCUUCAGCUCUCCUGAAGGAGAAUUAAGAUCCAAUCAGACUGAACCAGUUUAUCUAGGUCAACUCAGAACAUACCGCUUGGCACAAUCCUUAUCCAAAGUAUUCAUUCUCUGUGAAUGAACUUGGAUUUCUCCACCUUCAGCAUCGUGGCUUAGUCCAUUGAAAACAUGAUGUGUUCCUCUCUCACUACUCAGACUAGCAUAUGACGGAAAUAGUAUAUGUUAUCCACACUCUUUUCUUCAGAUAUUUCUCCUCCCUUUGGAUUUGGCCGAUAGUGUUCUUGUUCUGGAUUACGUUACACAAAUGAUUAAUUCAUUUGCUCAUCUGCCGUCAAAUUCAGUAAAUGGCGCGUUUUUCAAUUCUUUUUCGUGUCAAUAUUUUUGAUAUUUAUUGCGGAAAACAGGUUCCCGCUUUUCCCCCAUUAAUGAGUUGACUUCACUCUUUUCUCAGGUUCAUCCAGAAGGAAAGUAUGUCGUUGACAUUGACAAGAGCAUCGACAUAACAAAAAUAACACCGUCGACUAGAGUUGCCCUUCGCAACGACAGCUAUGUGCUUCACCUGGUCUUGCCCAGCAAAGUAGAUCCGUUGGUCAAUCUCAUGAAGGUCGAGAAGGUCCCCGACUCCACCUACGACAUGAUCGGUGGCCUUGAUCAGCAGAUCAAAGAGAUCAAAGAGGUCUGCAUUCUUUUUCUUUCCCCUUCAUAGAUUGCAGGUUGACUAACGGGGGGGGGGGGUGGUCAACUUCACUCAGGUCAUAGAGCUUCCGAUCAAGCAUCCCGAGCUGUUUGAGAGCCUGGGCAUCGCUCAGCCAAAGGUAACCUUCUUCUCUCUCUGCAGAGGGUGUCCUCCUCCUCUCAGCCAAAGGUAACCUUCUUCUCUCAGGGUGUCCUGCUCUACGGCCCCCCUGGAACGGGGAAAACCCUGCUGGCCAGGGCUGUGGCGCAUCACACAGACUGCACCUUCAUUCGAGUCUCUGGCUCCGAACUGGUCCAGAAAUACAUCGGAGAAGGCUCCAGGAUGGUCCGUGAGCUCUUUGUCAUGGCCAGGUACUAUGAUUUUCUCAUUCUUUUUUUUAUUAUUUUUUUCUUCUUUGAAAAUAAAAAUAAAAAUUCGCCGAAGCCAUUUAUCUAAGUCGGUGGAGGCUGUUCGUACUCGGACUAAUGAUCAUAAAGUCGUGAUGAAAUUUUUGCAGUAUAAUAUUUUAUCAAGGUUUGGAUGUCCUAGAGUGAUUAUUAGUGAUUUUUUAUUAAAAAAAUUGUUUUGAAAAAAAAAUAUAAUCUUCUUUCGUAGGGAGCAUGCCCCGUCGAUCAUAUUCAUGGACGAGAUCGACAGCAUUGGCUCCACUCGCAUGGAGUCGGGGACCGGAAACGGAGACAGCGAGGUGCAGCGCACCAUGCUCGAGCUUCUCAACCAGCUCGACGGGUUCGAGGCGUCGAACAAGAUCAAGGUAUGAUUCCAUAUGAUCAUCGCUCGAUUCUGUGUCGGAUCGAUGUUAAUUCUGUGGGUGAUGUUAAUUCUGCAGGUGCUGAUGGCCACUAACCGGAUUGAUAUUCUGGAUCAAGCCCUCCUCAGGCCCGGUCGGAUCGACAGGAAGAUCGAGUUCCCCAACCCUAAUGAAGAGGUAGUACCAGUGGUGUCGUGAUCGUCCCAUCGCAGGCCGGGUUUCUUUACCUUUUUAGGCAAAACCAGUGGCCUUUCGCUGUGUUCAUCUCACCCUGCGUUUGUUUUCAGUCUCGCUUUGAUAUUCUGAAGAUCCACUCGAGGAAGAUGAACCUGAUGCGGGGCAUUGAUCUCAAGAAGAUCGCAGAGAAGAUGAACGGUGCGUCCGGCGCCGAACUGAAGGUACUUGAUGAUCCUGGGCCCUUAUCAUUUUGCUUCUCUCUCUUCUACAUCAUUAUUUUUAUUUUUUUUACCAUAAUCUCUCCUUGACUUGCCCAAUAAAAUACCAAAAUCAGAAAAAAAAAAAAAACAUCAUUUUUUAUUUUCUUUUACCGUAAUCUCUCCUUGAUUUGGAAAUUAAAAAUAAGUAACCAGAAAAUUAAACCACUUUCUACAAAUAAUCUAUUGAGUUUCACAUCAUUUUUUAUUUUUUUAUUUACCGUAAUCUCUCCUUGGCUUGCCGAUUAAAAUAGUCAACCAGAACAAUAAGCCACUUUUGGCCAUGAUCUACUAUAAUCGUUCGCCUAAAAUAGUAACCUCCUGAGCUGUCCCACGGCAGGCCGUGUGCACGGAAUCCGGGAUGUUCGCCCUUCGAGAGAGGAGGAUCCACGUCACCCAAGAAGACUUCGACAUGGCCGUGGCCAAGGUCAUGAAGAAGGACACGGAGAAGAGCAUGUCCCUCAGAAAGCUCUGGAAGUAA
Molecule: messenger RNA, 7692 nt
Organism: Spirodela intermedia
Lineage: Eukaryota; Viridiplantae; Streptophyta; Magnoliopsida; Alismatales; Araceae
Source: the annotation of a GenBank genome assembly